AUGCAAUACGCUACUGCACCACUAACACAAAUCAUUCACACAGCUCUCGGUGUUAAUUUCGGAUUGACGUACAUUACCGCUGCGUACAUGACCAAGUCCAACGAUUCGGUUCCAGUGGUCAAGAUAGAAGGAUCCCAGCAGUAUCAAACCCACAUGAAGAGACUGGUUGACGAUUCCCAAAAACGAGUGAUGCAUCUUGGCGAAGUUUACAUCGAAGAUGGCCCCGACUUGACUCCAGCCCCAAAGGAAUAUCUUGGCUACGACGAGCCUGAGCAAGCGAUGUUUUCAGAUUAUCUGCGGCAAGUGACGGAUCAUGCCACGCGCUCUCUGGGCUAUUCGAUUGAGAUUACUGCGGCGGGUGUGCCAUCUGGACUCGAUGGUAUCGCUACCAGACAUCUUUAUCACGCUCUGAUCAACACCGACGCCUCAGCCCUUCAAUAUGGGUGGCAACGACUCCAGUUUCUCGACACGGCCCGGCUAGCAUACCACCUCGAUACAUGCCAGUCUUUGGGACUUGCCAGUUCUUGUAACAUCAAUCACAAAAGUCAUACAAUCUUCUAUGUUGAUUAUAAUGCCCACUACCUGGACCUAUGGAUGGCCGAUGUCACCGAGAUGACUUUGAACGAAUUCGUGCACCAUCGAGCUCCUCAUCACAAAAAAGUAGGGGAUUCCGGUUUUGGUUUGGCUGAUGAGACGAUGAUCCAAGCCAUUCGAAAGUUCGUUUCAGAGCAAUUAGCUCCCGAAGAGGCUCAAGUCCGUGCCGUGAUUGUGAGCGGUGAUACCUCCUCAUUGGAUAGUAUUCGUGAUGCUGUCAAGGAUGCUCUUCCUGCAAGACUCAAGUCUCUACUUCGAGACCACAUUGAUCCGAUGUUCCUUGGGGCUUUUGGUGCUGCUCAUCGUGCGCGGAAAUAUGUUCACGAACCGGAGCUGCUGGAUGAUAGUCAUGAUCAUGACCAUUUCCGCCAUCUUCCCCAUGAUGAGCUAUAA
Molecule: messenger RNA, 987 nt
Organism: Penicillium alfredii
Lineage: Eukaryota; Fungi; Ascomycota; Eurotiomycetes; Eurotiales; Aspergillaceae
Exons: 4
Coding region: 1-987 (328 amino acids)
Source: RefSeq, a predicted model, not a curated record